AUGUUGGCCAUCACUCUCCUAGCCUUUCUUUGUGUCUCAGCCUCUGCCGACGAUGAUCACGCCAGGUCCUCCUCUGAUAACGGAGAAUAUGGAGGUACUGAUGGAAAGCCAUUCUCUCAUUCUGUCAACCAGUUGGAAGGCCCCAUCACUGCCAUACGUGUCAGAGCCGACAAAAGCUACAUUACAGGUCUCCAGGCACGCUACAGCAAGUCGUGGGGUGACUAUGUAGGUGGCAAACAUGGAGACCUGAAAGAGAUCUCUCUGUACCCUGGGGAAUCCGUGAUUAAGAUAUCUGGCAAACACGACGAUAAUCUGAGGAAGCUGGUCUUCUUGACAAACCGAGGCCGCCUGCUGUCUUUUGGAAGAGACACAGGCACAAGUUUUAGUGCUGCUCCCUUGCACCCCAACAUGGUCCUUCAGUUCAUCAGUGGCCGAGCUGAUGACUCCAUCAGAGCCAUUGGCCUGCACUGGGGUAUCAACCCUGGGAGUCAGGACAGCCAGUGAGCACUCAGCUUCUUGUCUUACGAGGGACACUGUGUGAGAACCGCCUUGUCACCAACCCCUAUGCAAACAGUCUAACAAACGCACAUGACUAAA
This is a messenger RNA of Meriones unguiculatus (Mongolian gerbil), 597 nucleotides long. RefSeq names its product zymogen granule membrane protein 16-like. Lineage: Eukaryota; Metazoa; Chordata; Mammalia; Rodentia; Muridae. The record is from RefSeq and is a predicted model, not a curated record. Bases 1 to 504 code for a protein of 167 amino acids. The transcript is spliced from 3 exons.